AAAACGUUUUACUUUCAAAAUGCCAAGAAGUGCUAGAAAUGUUAAAAGCAAAACACCAAGAGCCUCAAUAGGCGUUUCAGACUGGGAAUCAAAACUUUGCGAUCUCAAUUUGGACGAUGAAGUAUGGAAAAUGUCACUGUCCAUUCUUUCACCAUCACUAUUAACGGAAAAUGAGAUCAUAUCAAUUUUAGCAGCAAGCAUCGUCAAUGGGCAGCGUCAAAAAUUCACGGUAAUAACAUAUGAAGAUGUCGUGAAUCAAAUUUUUACUCAAUGUAAAGCCAAAAGUCAGAAGGAUGCUCCAGAAUUUUUUGAGAUAUGCAAUGUGGCUAAAAAUGCCAUUGAAACCGUCGAUGAAUUAAAUCCGCAGACACUUUCAAAAGUUUUGAAGUUUAUGUUCAACAGCAUAAAAACACUGGACAUUAAGCAGCAGUCAUUAAGAAAACCAAUUCCGAAGACUAACCAUAUGGAGGAUACUAAGAAAAAAGAAAACCCAAAAGAUAAAAAAUCUGGUGCCAAAGUCAUAAAAUCACAAGAGCCACCAGUAAACAAAGAGAAAAGUAAACUUUAUAAACGUGGGGAAGAAGCAUUAGAAGAGAAAUACCUGGGUGAUGAACCAGAUAAUGGAAUCAGUCGAUAUAUUCUUCUUGUUAAUUUUGAAAAAUGUGGACUUUUAGAAGAGUUAUGUCGUCUAAAAAUAGACAUCCAUAGUAUUAUACGUUUGCAUGUAAAUGAUCAAAAACAACUUCAAAUAUUAAUCACCAAACAGAAGGCUGAAAAAAUGUGGGGUUCCAAAGGAUCUGAACAAGAUUUGGAACAGAUGAGAUCUGAAGAGGAGGCAUUAUUACUAGCAGAAGAACAAUUAAGACAGUACUGGCGUACAACUAGUAUUCUGAUGCGAGAUCAUGUUUAUGAUCGUUUAGGAAAUAUUGCUACGUUAGAUUAUAAUGUCAAAACAGAAUUACUUCCUGAUGACCUUAAUGGGGCGGAAAACAGGGCAUCUUUUGGAGCCACGAUGUUCAAUGAAAUAUCUACUAUUCUGUAUGAUCUGAUAGACUUUAGACGCCAAUGGAAAAAUUAUUUAGAACAUAUAAAAGUCAUUCAUUUACCUAUAUGCCCUCCUUUAUUGAAUGAAAAUGAUUCCGUAAGUAGCAACCAACUGUUGAAAAUGUCUAAACCAGCAAUCGGUUUACAUCCAGAUAAUUUGGAUAAACCUGCAAUAAAAUCUGAAGAUUGUGGUGAUAUUUUAGCAGAAGACUUCGUUGAUAUGAGGUUUUAUAAUGAAAUACUACAAGGUUUGCCAAUCGAAAGUACUAGCGUUGAGCUAAUACUUCAUGCCGUAUUAGAACAGGUUAUUGCUAAUGAAAAUGAGAUUUUACCACAGGCGGCAUUAAUUGAUGAGAAAGAAAAAAAUGAGGGAUAUGAUCCCCAUAUUUCUAGAAAUAUUGCAAAUGAAGAAUUAAGUGAAGAAAUGCCAUUACACAAAAAAUCAGUUAAAUCUUCUUUGAAUACUUCACCAUUUAUUAUACUUCAUCCAUAUGAUGAAAAUCGAUAUAAAACAUUGUUUACAGCACAUAAUAAUCAAAAUAAUGAAGAGUUAAUGAAUUCUGAAUUGAAUUUAUACAGUCAAUUAUUCCCAAGUAUAUUUAAUAAUACUUGUAAAGAAAAUACAAAAUUUGAAUGGACACCAGAAUUAAAGCUUGAUAAAAGUAAUAAAGAGAAAAUUGGAAAUGAAAUACUCGAAGAAAGUUAUAAGCGAAUGAAAGAAUUGAGAUUUCAUCAAAUUAUGCAGUUUGCUGAAAAGUUUGGAUUUACACCAGAAGAGUUUAAGCAUUACUUUAGUAAACUUCAACUAGAAAGUUUACAGAUAUGGAAAGCUUAUUCAACAAGGAAACAGUUCCAACAAUCUUUAAAUAUGAUUCAACCACUAGAUUCCGCUUGGGAGACAUUACCGAAAAAUCACAUCAAUCCAACAAUGGAUCAAUUACUUGAUGAUAUUAACAAAGAUAAUAAUCAGCUUAAAAACACAGCAAUACCAUUCGAUGAUCCAUACUUAUUAUAUGAAAGUUUAUCAGUUUUAUUUACUCAAAUUGAAUAUGAAAUAAAUAAAAUGCGGAAAUUUUCUCUUGAAAAAGAAAUAACCAGUACUGGAUCCCAUACUACUCCAACUUCAAUAGAAUCUGCAUCUAGAUCUAAAUCAGUUAGUAGUAGACGAAGUUUAUCGGCAGUUCAUUUUGAUGUACCUAGUAAAAGCAUCACUCAUGAAAUUAAAGAUCAAAAAAGAAAAUUUAGUCGAUUAACUUUAUUUGCUCAAGAAUUACAAGAAAUAUUAAAACAACUUCAUAUAAACAAUCAGAUACUGGUUUCAUUUGAUAAAGAAAAAAAUAAAAAUAGCUCUGAACACCCGUUUGAAGCGUAUAAAGUAUCACUGGAGAAUUUCGGUACACUUCUAAAUAAGGCUAAAAAUAUCCAUCUAAAUGAGUGGUCAGUGGAGGAGAAAUUAGAACCGAAUGUAUUAUUACAGAGAUUACAUUCACUAAAUUAUGAAAAUCCUUAUUUGGAUGUUUAUAAACGUUUGUAUGAUGAUAGUUUGUUUAUUAUAUCACAUCAUCCAUUUGAUCGGACUAUUCGUUCAAAUCAUUACACGUGGUGUAGUUGGUUUCAUGUGAAUAAAAUAGGUUUUAGACCAUAUCUACAAUUGAUUGAAGGACAUAUUCGAAAUUGGACAAGAGAACAAGAGGCAAUUUAUGAAGCAGCUAAAUUAAGCGCUGAAAUAUUACAAACUGAUGAUAUUAAUGGUUCAUCAACUGAACAAUCUCCUACAAAACCAAUUAAGAAAAAUUCUCCUAAAUCUCAAAAAGGUGCAAAAUCUAAACGUAAUCGUUCAAUCAGUGGAUCAGAGUCAGAAGAAAGUAUAGUACAAAAUGAAAUAAAGUCAUUAUUAGGCGAUCCAAAUGAAUUUAUUUUACCUGGAUCAUUGAAAGCUGCACAGAGAGAUCAGGAACGGGCUAAAUUGAAAAAAGAUUUGGAAGAACGUCAAAAAGAAACUAAACGUGUCAAGUCAGCCAAAAAGUCUACAGAAAGAGAAAUUUCUCCUACACAGAAGAGAAAAACUUCUGGUAAGCGCAAUAAAUCGCCGCAUCCCAAGUCACCUGUUCAGAAGAACGAUCAAGAUGAUGAGUCGAUCCAACAACAACAGCUCAGAACCAAAAGAACAAGUAAUGAAUUUUGGCCGUUUACCGGUUACGAUAUUUCCAACUUGCUACCACAUAUAACUGGGGAAGUUACUCAUAUGUUCCCAACUGAUGGGGGUACAAUUAAAACACAGAGAAAUGAAAUUCCAACAGGUCAAGCAAAUUUACGAGUAAGCCUUAUGAAAGAUGGCCAUGUGUUUACUAUUCAUAAAAUUGAUGGUCCACCGGAACCGAAUAUUCCAUAUGAAAAUCCUAAUGAAAUGAAAUUAAAUGAUCAAGAAAAUGAGGAGGGAUGUGAUGGCUUAAAAACGUUUUCAUCACCAGAAUUAUUCAGUUCGAUUACAGCUUGUUUUUCUGAUGGCAUCUGUUUGGCUGUGUCUAGAGUGAACAAAAUUGAUCCACAACCUAAUCCGAAUUAUCAAAUAGAAUCUAAUCAACUGAAUAAAUUUAACAAAAAUAGUGAUAGUAAUAAUAACAAUGACUGCCGAAUCAGGCCAAAUUCUGUCAAUUUGAAUGAUAACAGUGAAACUACACAAAAUAAACCAUUUCAACAUUUCAUACAUCUCUCCACACCUGACGGUGCACAAGUAGCUGUUUAUCAUUGUGUCAAUGAAGUUUCAAAUCGUGCCAUUGAUGAGUGUGCAGAAGAAAAUAUCCCUUCAAAAGAAGCAUUAAUUAAUCCAGAAAGUAAAUGUCAAACAAACGAUGGGCAAAAUAAUGCACUUUUAAACUCACAACAUAGUAUAUUAUUGAAGUUAUCGUCAGCCAGAACUUGUAUCAAUGAUAGUAUCAACAUCGAUGACCUGAAAAAAAGGUCUGAUAAAGAAUACGAAGUUACACGAUUUAUCACAUCCGACGGUAUAGUGAUACAAAUUUUAAUGCCCAGUUGCACAUCAUCUGCCUCAUGCGCUAUCAGGAUUCUUUAUCCUGACGGAGCAAUUAUGGAGCGUGGAACAACAGUUGCCGAAGAAUUAAGGAGAAACGAAAAUCCGCAAUUUACAUUGAGUAAUCCACAAGAAGAAAAAGAAGAAGAAAUUAAUAUUCAGUCGGAACCAGCAAUGCCAAGUGCACUCCAAGUAAUUAAUAUACAACCAAGAAAAUCAUCAUCUAAGAGGAAAAGUUCCAGGAGAAAAAUUGAAGAGAAAAAAACCGAAGACGAUGCUCGUAAUGAGACAUGCCUAGUUUCUACUGACAUCGCGACCGCUUUGACUCCAUCCAGUACACCGAGAUCAACAACUAACGAUUCAGACGAUAAUUUACCUUGGUUAAUUACCCUUCUGUCUGGCGAGCGGUUUUGGUUCAAGUUAAUCAAACCACUUACAAAUAUCGGUAGUUCAGUUGAAGAUACUCCAACAACAAAUGCGUCAGAUAGUGUAUCACAUGAGUCAGUGAACUUAGAUACUCUAAGUUCUAAACGCUUAAAUGAUGCAGUGAAAUAUGAAACAUAUCCGAGUAAACCAAUGGAAUCGUUCCGAGCCUAUGAUCCAGCCACUGGAGAAACAUUAUAUACACGGCCUGAAGACAAUUUAAUUGCUGUUGAACCUCAUCCAGAUAGUCCAUUCAAGUUGAUAGUACAACAUGCAGAUGGUACACGAUUAACGCAAAUCUUACUGGCAAGUGAGAAGCUGAAUGAUGAAUGCAAUUCUGUAGAUUUAAAUUCAAAUGCCAACAAACCUCAAAUGUUCAUUCGUACAGAGUGUGUCGGAUUUCCUGCUGUAAUAUUAAAUAAAUCAACCGGCGAGUUUGAAAUAUCUUUAUUUGGUAAAAGUCAGUUUUCAUCAACAUUUCACUUCACUCCGAAAGGUCAUCACAUAUUACAGCAUUUCAAUGGUGGCCAGUUAAAUAUAAAUCCAGACAGUUCAGUAUAUUACACUAGCCAAUCUCUGGAGAUAGUCAAUCUCAAUGAACCAACUGUUUAUGAAAUGCGAUCUAAAGACAUGGAAAGUUUGUUGGAGUGCACUGAUCCACACAAAAAUGUGUACACAGUUGACAACUGGGCAAAUUGUAAUGUUCUUUUAACUGUAGGUAAUAAAAAACAUACUGUUGAUGAAGACUUAAAUACUGAUGUCAAUCAAAUUUAUUCAACUGAAUUAACAAAUGAAAACAAUCAACAAAUUGAAGAUUCAUUUCACACUGUUUUACAGAACAAAGACAAUGCUGACAAUAAUGAAAUUAAUGAACCUCAUAAUAAUGAAAUAUCAAAUGAUGGUUGUUGUUUAUAUGAUGAACACAUACCGAGAUUAUUUUAUUUUGAUCCAAUUAAAAGAAUAGCUAUUGAACUCAUACAUCAUGAAGAAUAUAAGUGCUUGCUUCAAAGAGCUCAUAAUAUUCAAUCACCUCGUCAUCACAUAAAUAAAUUGACAAUGGAAGAAAAGUUGAUGUAUAUGAAUACGAAAAGUCAAAACACUUCAACAUCAGAUAGUGAUUUUUAUGAAGGUUUAUACUUAAGAGAACCAAUGCAAAAUAAUCCCAGGGUCUUCGGCCUGACGCUGAUGAAGUCACUACCCACCAAUGAAACAGGAAAAUACUACGUUCAAGAAAAUAUUAUUCCUGAGGGUUUGAGCAGUCGGGAUUUCCAGACUAUAACACAUUCAUCAAAUUCAAACCCGCAUUCAGAUAUUCGAAAAUUAGGUGAAAGAGCCGGCAAAGGUCUAGAUAUCAUUAUGCCAUCUUUGGAAUAUCUUGGUUUAAAGCUUCCAGAAACAAACGUCACCCUUCUACCGGCACAAAAAGGCAAAUCGAUAAAACGCGAGAAUCAUAAAUUUAAUGCUUAUUACCAAGCUCUUCAUGCAAAUGUAAGACGCUUUACUGAAUUCCCAUUAAUUACAUCCGAAAUUAAUCAAAGGUUUUUAGGUGUACUAUGCGCUUACACAGAAUACUACCUCAAUCGUUUAAAUGAAUGGUGCAGUCAACAACCAACAAGAUUAUCAGAAAUUAUGCAAUCUGAAUUAAGAUUGUUCUUGGAUCCAAUACCAACUGUAUCAAGUGUAUUAUCUAGAAAUAAGCAGAUAUCAGAUCCAAUCGAAAAUGAGAAUAUAACAGAUGUAUCCAGCUCCCCUAGUCAACAAACCACUGUCAGUCAAGAAAUAUCUCAACCAACUAACAAAUAUUCGCCAGCUAGACAAGAAGCAUUCAAACUAUUACGUCAAGAGAUUGAGAAAGCAAUGAGAGAUAGAGCAGCACUUAGGAGUACUCAUACACCUAACUACUUUCGGUCACAAGAAGGAAUCGGAUUUUUGCUGUCACAAAUCCCCGAUGUGAAAAAAUUGUCUAAAUUAGUGCCAGAAUUAAGUAAUCUACCAAGUCGAAAUCCUAAACAAAAUGAUAAAUCAACCUUAACAGAACAAUCGACUCUAAUUCUUAGUGAUUCUCCACCAAAUAUACCUAGUCCAUUAUUAAGAACAAUAGAGAAUGAUAAUGAGUUGGUCACGGAGAGAAUAACAGGAAAUACAAAUAAUAGCCAUUUAACUAUGAAUAAACUUAUCUAUAAUGACGGUUAUAAAACUGGAAUCGAAUUGUCAACUAGAGAAACAACAAAAAAAUGUUUUUAUUAUUAUGAUAUUGACCCGUCGCAAAUUAAAAUGAUUGACAAUCACAGUACUCAUGUGCCUUUGGAUGCUGUUGCCUUGGCUAAACAAAAGCAACUUCGAGUGCCAAAGUAUUUAUAUGCUAAAAGACCCAGUUUGCCUAAAUGCAACAACGGGGUAAAUGGAAUUAGCCAUGCCACAAAUUUCAAUGUAAAACAAGCACUUAUUGAAGAUCCUGUACGUCGUCGAGCCUUAUUUACAAGUAUUAUUGGCGGUCCACCGUUUGGUCAAUUUUCACUUAGACGAAUGCGUGGUUUACGUCUAACACCAAGUCGCAUUAAUGUUGGUGUGCUACCAUACGGUGUAACCCGUAGUUUUUCAGUGAAAUUAGUAAAUUGGGGUCCGGAAACGGCAUAUUUUAAAAUUAAACAACUACCAAUUCAAAGUGGGAUACGUGUUUUUUAUACUCCGGGACCAAUUCCAGCAGGCUUAUCUCGUCGAUUAACAAUUGAAGUAUCGAAUCAACGUCAAGACCGACUGGAAAGCUACCCAUUUAACCAACAGAUUGAUGACCGAGGACUAAAACAGACAGCAAACCAUGAUGCACCGAAGAAAUCCCGCCAUUCAAAUAUAAAAUGGGAUAUCGAUAAAUAUAAUGAAGAGAAUUCAAAAGAUAUUGAAAAUGAUAACUAUAACAUUGACAAUGACGAAUUGAAAGAGAAAUUAAGUAUAGACGAUAAAAUCAUCACCUUCUCUGAACAUCUUGAAAUAACUACUGACACACAUAUAUUGUAUUUGUUAAUAACAGGUUGCCGAAUUGAAAAUUAUAGUUCAGUACAGUCUUCAAUGCUUAAUGCUAGUGAAGAUAUCAUCAAACCGAGGUUUAUUCAACCUCUCAUGUCGUAGAAGGAAACAAGAAUACUACAAUUAAAAACACUGGGCAAAGACUUUUUUAUAAUUUACUAAUUAGGAAUCAACUUAUUGAAUAAAAUUAUAUUCUUGACGAAAUACUUAUGUCUUCUAUACAUUGAGUAGUAAGAAUUCAAUAGAUAUGUAAUAUGGUACAAUCUGAAAUUCUAUUACAA
This is a messenger RNA of Schistosoma curassoni, 7803 nucleotides long. NCBI's taxonomy places the organism in Eukaryota, Metazoa, Platyhelminthes, Trematoda, Strigeidida, Schistosomatidae. The record is from the annotation of a GenBank genome assembly.